CAACGGCUGUUGUGAGGCAUCUCUGACUUCUGAUAAUCGUUCUCGAGGGUCCAAAUCUCCUGUAUAUAAACAAGCUCAUUGUCGAUAAACUUUCCAUCUGAUCUCCGCAUCUCCAUCUAGAGUCAAGCUCGCAACAUCAAGAUCCGUAAAUCACCACUUACAAAAAUCGCGCCAAACAUGCAUCCCCUCACCCUCUUCGUCGCCGCCCUCCCGCUGGCAACCCAAGCCAACGCAGCCCUCCAGCGCGUCACAAACUUCGGCUCAAACCCAACAGGUCUAACAAUGGACAUAUCCGUGCCCCCAAACCUGUCCGCCUCCCCCGCCAUCGUCCUCGCUCUCCACGGCUGCGGCGGCUCCGGCGCGGCCUACAGCCGCCAAGCAGAAUACAUUCCCUUGUCGGACACAAAGGGCACCUUUGUCGUAAUCUACCCGUCCUCCUCCCGCGACUUCAACUGCUGGGACGUCGCCACCACCGCCAGCCUAACCCGCGACGGCGGCGGCGACUCUACGGGGCUAGCCAACAUGAUCCGCUACACCAUCGGCCAGUACGGCGCCGACCCCAAGCGCGUCUUCGUCACGGGCAGCUCGUCGGGCUGCAUGAUGACCAACGUGCUGACGGCCACGUACCCGGACCUCUUCGCCGCCACCUCGUGCUACUCGGGCGUCGCGGCGGGCUGUCUGGCGGGCUCGCCCGGCUCGAGCCCCAUCAGCGCCGAUCCCACGUGUGCCAACGGGCUGGUCGUGAAGACGGGCGAGCAGUGGGCCGCGCAGGUGCGCGCCAUGUACCCCGGUUAUAACGGGAGCUACCCGCGCGUGCAGACGUUCCAUGGCACGGCGGACUCGCUUGUCAAGUAUCCCAACUUGGCUGAGCAACUUAAAGAGUGGUCCACCAUCCACGGUGUAAGCUUUGCAAAGAACAACACCAAUACGCCCAUUAGUGGUUACACGCAAAUGAUUUACGGAGAUGGGACUAAGCUCGUGGGGUAUUCUGCGCAAGGUGUCGGGCACACUGUUCCGGUUCAGGAGGAUCAGGACUUGAAGUGGUUCGGCUUGUAAUAGCUUUGGUUAGCCAAAAGGAUUGAAAACACAGUUGAGGAUUGAGCUGAUAUUGAUGCAAUGCAAUAUGUACUGCGUAGAUGUCCAAGCAGGCGCUAACUCUUCGCUAGAUACAUGAAGUGAACAGAUUUCUCAAUUACGGGAUGUAAAGAAGCUGCUCAAUGAACACUAGAACAUUUCCCUAAAGUGGUUGAAAACGUUGUCCACAUAUGGAUUUGAUACAGCAGUGGUCGGCGGCAUGCUGGCGUCGGACUGGCUACCAAAACCAUCAUCCCCGUUGGAUGCGAAGCCAUUGAGCCCUAAGUAUCCCUCGAAAAUGCGACUCAUCUCGUUUUGAAUGCGGACUCCGUUGUUUGGCGACUGAGCCGUGUCCAGGUUCGGUGUUUGCUGUUGGGGUAUCGUCGGGGUUGUGGAUGAGCGACCGAAA
Colletotrichum acutatum is the source of this 1483-nucleotide messenger RNA. Its product is annotated as PHB depolymerase family esterase. Bases 178 to 1056 code for a protein of 292 amino acids. The transcript has a single exon. The record is from RefSeq and is a predicted model, not a curated record. Gene Ontology annotation, molecular function: hydrolase activity. Gene Ontology annotation, cellular component: extracellular region. Lineage: Eukaryota; Fungi; Ascomycota; Sordariomycetes; Glomerellales; Glomerellaceae.